AUGAACUUGGUAGAAACAACAUGGGGCUUAGGAAUGAAAUAUGUCGACGAUAUAUCUACCCAAAAUGUAUAUCCUUUCGGACAAUUGGAACUUGCAGGCUUUUCUUUCAUCCUCAGGUUUAAGCUAAGCCUGCUGGUAUCCUACUUUCGAUUUGUCCCUCGGGGGAUGUGCAAAUAUGGCAUCACCUGCGUAUUAGCUUCUUGCACGCUAUUCCACCUAUCGUGUCUGAUAGUUCAACUCAACCAAUGCCACCCGAUCGCAAAGAAAUGGGAUCCAACUAUCCCAGGGAGAUGUAUUAACCAGAUUCCUUACUACAUGGCUUCCUCGGCAUUGGCUAUCGUUUUCGAUUUCGCUGUCAUGUUUCUUCCAUUCCCAGUACUCAUUAAAACGAAGAUUCAACUACGAAAGAAAGUCAUGUUACUCGGCCUUUUCGCCCUUGGUUUCUUUAUUACCGGGAUCCAGAUCAUCAGAAUCCAAUUCUUGAAAGACCUCAGAAACCCCCUCAAUUCUGGACCUGUCGUACUAUGGUCGACAGUCGAAGCAAACCUAGGUGUAAUAGUUGCAUGUAUACCGGUCCUUUCGCCUCUUUUCAAGCAGAACCGUAAUAACUAUAAUAAGGGCACGCCCGAGUCGACAUGGGGGAAUACUACAACGCCGAGUAUUGCAAGGCACUCUUGUAGGGUUGCCAGAAAUCACAUCUCCGAGGAUGACCUAUUCGAUACAGAGAAAGACAAUGAUAAACGUCUAACGAGCACCGAUAGCCGGGAGCUCAUUAAUAUAGGGAACGGACGCAUACUUAGGGAGACAGAUAUUGUCGUUGUCAACCAACUAGCCCCCGCUCAUCUGGCUCCCCUACAUGAUAUGGAGCUAGGAGGACCAUUGAAGGUUAAUUAUGAAUGCUGGGCGAGGAGUACUAAAAUGACAAUUCACGAUGGAUUUUCAAGUCAUAGCCUCGACUGCAUUUAG
Daldinia loculata is the source of this 966-nucleotide messenger RNA. RefSeq lists its product as uncharacterized. NCBI's taxonomy places the organism in Eukaryota, Fungi, Ascomycota, Sordariomycetes, Xylariales, Hypoxylaceae. The transcript is spliced from 5 exons. The record is from RefSeq and is a predicted model, not a curated record. The coding region runs from base 1 to 966 and encodes 321 amino acids.